This is a messenger RNA of Oppia nitens, 1233 nucleotides long. RefSeq names its product GATA-binding factor A-like. Bases 1 to 1233 code for a protein of 410 amino acids. NCBI's taxonomy places the organism in Eukaryota, Metazoa, Arthropoda, Arachnida, Sarcoptiformes, Oppiidae. Gene Ontology annotation, molecular function: DNA-binding transcription factor activity, RNA polymerase II-specific; zinc ion binding; RNA polymerase II cis-regulatory region sequence-specific DNA binding. The record is from RefSeq and is a predicted model, not a curated record. The transcript has 3 exons. Gene Ontology annotation, biological process: cell fate commitment; negative regulation of transcription by RNA polymerase II; positive regulation of transcription by RNA polymerase II.
AUGGAAAUAUCAUUAUCACCCGAACCAUCAUUUGGUCCACAGAUACCGCUAACUAUUGUCCAUCAAUCGCCACCACCACCACCACCAUCAGCCAUCACUCCAGUAUCAUUGCAGCAAACAAUUAACGCCAGUCAUCAUCAUCAUCAGCAUCAGCACCAUCACCAGCACCAACACAUAAACCAUUCAUCAUCAUCGAUGGUGGUAUCGUUAGGCCAGACAUCGACAACCAUUGCAGCCCAUACUGGCUUCACCACCAGCGACAGCGACAGCAUUGAACACCGCGAGUGCUAUAACUGUCGGACCACUUGUACGCCAUUGUGGCGCCGAUUCGGUGUCGACCAGUUUCUGUGCAACGCCUGCGGACUCUAUCAGCGCGUUAACGGUGCCCAUCGGCCACUGGUACGCAACGUCCGACGGCUGUCCAGUACGUCCCGACGGGUCGGGCUGACCUGUGCCAAUUGCGGUACAAAGACGACGUCGAUGUGGCGCCGAAACGCUGUCGGCGAUUCCGUGUGCAACGCCUGCGGUCUCUACUAUCGGCUGAACGGUGUCAAUAGGCCGGCGGCUAUGCGUAAAGAGUCGAUACGGACACGUCGUCGUCGGACUAUUAAACUGAUGGCACCGAUGAUGAUGACAACGACUGGAGCGGCGGCGGUCACCGGGUUUAGCCACCAUCACCACCACUACAGUAGUCAAUCGGCAUCAAAUGGCAUUGCCGUUGGCCAUCAUCACCAGCUAAUGAUCGGCGACUCAAUGGAUGACCACACUGUUGUCGGCAACGGUGACCAUUGCGGUGGUGGUAGUGGCGGUGGCGGCGGCGGUGCCCGAAGUGUUUCACCGAAUCAACGAUCACUUAUCCCAUAUCAGUCUACUUAUCCAACACUAUCUGCCGAGUUUGCCGCCUAUCGCCACCACCAUCACCACCACCAUCACAAUCAUCGGCGACCAGCGGUAGUAUCGGCACCCGAACCGCAAGAAUACGCCACCACCACCAGUCCGUACCCACAGUUAGUAUCGCCGCAUCAAUAUUUACCGCCGGAAUACCCGUUCCAGUAUUGGACACCCCAACAGCAACAACAGCUCUACCAUCAUCAACAACAACAACAACUACACGGCCAACAUAUGGGCCAACAAUUGUCGGCAGCGGCAGCAGCAGCGGCGGCCGCGGCCACUGCCGCAGCCGCACAGUACGGACAACAGCCUACUAAUCAUUAUCAACAUAUUAAUCAAUAG